Molecule: messenger RNA, 3639 nt
Organism: Geosmithia morbida
Lineage: Eukaryota; Fungi; Ascomycota; Sordariomycetes; Hypocreales; Bionectriaceae
Product: splicing factor 3B subunit 3
Exons: 3
Coding region: 1-3639 (1212 amino acids)
Biological process (GO): mRNA splicing, via spliceosome
Cellular component (GO): U2 snRNP; nucleus
Molecular function (GO): protein binding; U2 snRNA binding
Source: RefSeq, a predicted model, not a curated record
AUGGCGACCACCUCGAAUAUGUUCCUCUACUCCCUAACGGUGCAGCCUCCCAGCAACGUCGUCCAGGCGGUGCUUGGCCAGUUCGCCGGCACCAAGGAGCAGCUUAUAAUCACCGGAGCUGGCUCUCGUCUGACCCUCCUCCGUCCUGAUCCUCAGCAAGGAAAGGUUGUUACCCUUCUUUCACAUGAUGUUUUUGGCAUCAUCCGUUCCCUCGCCGCCUUUCGCCUAGCUGGCAGCAAUAAGGACUACCUAGUCAUCGCCACAGACUCUGGUCGCAUCACCAUUGUCGAGUAUCAGCCUGCUCAGAACCGCUUCCACCGCUUGCAUCUCGAGACGUUUGGCAAGUCGGGUAUUCGCAGAGUAAUACCUGGCGAGUAUCUCGCCUGUGAUCCCAAGGGUCGUGCGUGCUUGAUCGCGUCGGUGGAGAAAAACAAGCUCGUAUACGUCUUGAACAGGAAUUCACAGGCUGAGCUCACCAUCUCCUCUCCCCUCGAAGCUCACAAGCCUGGCGUUCUCGUUAUAUCAAUGGUCGCUCUGGAUGUCGGCUACGCCAACCCCGUCUUCGCUGCCCUCGAGAUUGACUACUCCGAGGUGGACCAGGACUCUACAGGCACCGCCAUGGAGGAACUCGAGACCCAACUUGUCUACUACGAACUGGACCUUGGAUUGAAUCACGUCGUUCGAAAGUGGUCAGAGCCUGUCGACCCGACAGCAUCGAUGCUUUUCCAGGUGCCUGGUGGCCAUGACGGGCCUAGCGGUGUCCUGGUCUGCGGUGAAGAGAGCAUCACAUACCGUCACUCCAAUCAAGAGGCCUUCCGAGUGCCGAUUCCGCGACGCAGAGGUGCCACGGAAGACCCUUCGAGGAAGCGCACAAUCGUCUCUGGUGUCAUGCACAAGCUCAAGGGGAGCGCUGGCGCAUUCUUCUUCCUCCUUCAGACCGAGGACGGUGAUCUAUUCAAGGUCACCAUUGAUAUGGUGGAAGAUGAGGAAGGAAAUCCAACGGGAGAUGUUCAGCGCCUCAAGGUCAAGUACUUUGACACGGUUCCUGUCGCCUCGAGUCUCUGUAUCCUGAAGAGUGGUUUCCUCUAUGUCGCCAGCCAGUUUGGCAACUACGCCUUCUACCAGUUUGAGAAGCUGGGCGACGACGAUGAAGAGGUGGAGUUCGUCAGCGACGAUUAUCCCACAGACCCACAGGCUUCGUACGAACCUGCCUACUUUCAUCCCCGUCUAGCAGAGAACCUGGCGUUGGUGGACAGCAUCCCAGCCAUGAACCCUCUGUUAGACUGCAAGGUUGCCAAUGUCACAGGCGAGGAUGCCCCCCAGGUCUUUACAGUCUGCGGUAAUGGUGCCCGGAGCACCUUCAGAAUGCUCAAGCACGGUCUCGAGGUAAACGAGAUUGUGGCCUCCGAGCUUCCAGGUAUCCCCUCAGCGGUGUGGACGCUUAAGCUGAGCCGAGAAGACCAGUACGACGCCUACAUCGUCCUGUCCUUCUCCAACGGGACGCUGGUCCUCAGCAUCGGCGAGACUGUCGAGGAAGUAAGCGACUCUGGCUUCCUCACCAGCGUUCCCACCCUGGCGGCGCAGCUGCUGGGGGACAGCGGCCUCAUCCAGGUCCACUCCAAGGGCAUCCGGCACAUCCAAAAGGGGCACAUUAAUGAAUGGGCUGCUCCACAACACAGGUCUAUCGUGGCCGCCUCCACCAACUCUCACCAAGUUGCCAUUGCCCUCAGCUCUGGUGAGAUCGUCUACUUCGAGAUGGACUCGGACGGGUCGCUGGCCGAGUACGACGAGAAGAAGGAGAUGUCUGGCACAGUCACCUGUCUCAGCCUGGGUGAAGUCCCCGAAGGCAGGUUACGAAGCUCGUUCCUCGCUGUCGGGUGCGAUGACUGCACAGUCCGUAUCCUCAGCCUCGACCCUGACUCUACCCUCGAAAGCAAGUCAGUCCAGGCCCUGACGGCGGCUCCUACAUCCCUGGCAAUCAUUGCCAUGGAGGACUCGUCGUCUGGCGGCUCGACACUCUACCUCCACAUCGGCCUUCACUCAGGGGUGUAUCUGCGAACGGUUCUUGACGAGGUCACUGGUGAGCUGACUGACACACGGCAAAAAUUCCUGGGGCCCAAAGGCGUCAGACUGUUCCAGGUCACCGUGCAAGGCCGAACCUGUGUCCUCGGCCUCAGCUCUCGCCCAUGGCUCGGAUACUCGGACCCCAUCACCAAGAGCUUUGUCGUCACGCCGCUAAACUACGUUGACCUGGAGUGGUCCUGGAACUUCAGCAGCGAGCAGUGUGAGGAGGGUGUCGUCGGUAUCCAAGGACAAUCUCUCAGGAUCUUUUCCAUCGACCGACUGGGCGACAACCUCAUUCAAACUUCUGCCCGGUUGACAUACACCCCCAAGAAGCUGGUCAAGAACCCUGACCAGCCAUACUUCUAUACCAUAGAGGCGGACAACAAUGUCCUGCCUCCCGAUCUGCGAGAAAAACUCCUGAGCGACUCGGGAGCCGUCAAUGGUGAUGCCAAGGUUCUGCCCCCCGAGGAUUUUGGAUACCCCCGGGCAAAUCGUCGCUGGGCAUCCUGCAUCAGCGUCAUCGACCCGACAGGCGAGACACCGGAAGUGACACAGACGAUCCACUUCGAGAAUAACGAGGCAGCUGUCAGCGCCACCGUUGCGCCGUUUGUCAGCCAAGACGGCGAGAACUUCCUGAUUGUCGGUACGGGCAGAGACAUGGUGGUGAACCCCCGCAGCUUUUCCGAGGGUUACUUGUACGUCUACCGCUUCCAGGAAGACGGCAGGGAGCUUGAGUUCAUCCACAAGACCAAGAUCGAGGAACCACCGCACGCGCUACUGGCCUUCCAGGGGAAGCUCCUGGUCGGUAUCGGCAAGACGUUGCGGCUGUACGAUCUCGGCCUGAGGCAGAUGCUUCGCAAGGCGCAGGCCGAGGUGGCGCCGCAGCAGAUUAUGACUCUCAACACGCAGGGCAACCGCAUCGUGGUGGGCGACGUACAGCAGGGCAUAACGUACGUGGUGUACAAGCCUGCGACCAACAAGCUGAUUCCCUUCGUAGACGACACGAUUGCUCGCUGGACGACGUGCUCCACCAUGGUGGACUACGAGUCGGUGGCGGGCGGCGACAAAUUCGGUAACAUGUUUAUUGUACGGUGCCCGCCCAAGGCAAGCGAGGAGGCAGACGAGGAACCCAGUGGGCUGCACCUGACCAACGCGCGCGGCUACCUUCACGGCACGGCGCACCGGUCGAGCCUCAUGUGCCACUUUUACACACAGGACAUUCCCACCAGCAUCGCAAAGACAAGCCUUGUCGUCGGUGGCCAAGACAUCCUGCUGUGGACCGGGCUCAUGGGCACUAUUGGUGUCUUCAUUCCUUUUGUCAGCCGCGAGGACACGGACUUCUUCCAGAACCUCGAGCAGCACCUACGCACUGAGGAUCCGCCCCUGGCCGGAAGAGAUCACCUCAUCUACCGUGGCUACUAUGCUCCCGUAAAGGGUGUAAUCGACGGCGACCUGUGCGAGAGGUAUACCCUGCUGCCGACGGAGAAGAAGCAGAUGAUUGCCGGUGAGCUGGAUCGCUCGGUGCGCGAAAUCGAGCGGAAGAUUUCGGAUAUCCGGACGAGGUCUGCAUUUUAA